AUGGCGGUACGCAUUCACAUCGCCCACGACGUCGGCUGUCUCUUUCAUCACCCCGAGAGCGAAGAUGAAGAGUAUGUCAUAGCCUCUCAGCUCGAAGCUGUUUAUUUCCAACUCGCCCUCGAUGUGCUCUCCUCCGACUCGCCCUUACUCUCGCCAUUGGAUGAAGUACAGGCGUAUACCAUCAUCGGGACGUAUCUUCAUCUAAAACGCCAUUUUAACGACGGAUGGGGUAUGUUGAGUAAGGCGAACGAGGUCGUCCUGAAGUACGGGAUGCAUAUCACAAUUCCUCCAAGCCCUUCGGCCGUGGCUUCGGCAAGUUCUAUCAGAGGGAGGGACAUCGCGCACAUGUAUGGACAUCUGAUGGCCUCGGACGACGCAGAUGAAGAGAGCUCGAUUUUGUGUCAUUUGUUGGGUAUACAGCUGGUGUCGGAUAUGAUGUUGGAGAUGCCUGUGGGGGUUGUUCCGUGGUUGGAGGACGAGCUUGGGGGGUUGACGUCGCAGUUCAUUGACAGAGAAAUGUUUGUGGGACAGAGAAUGGAUCCGCCUCUGGAUCCCACGAAUAUUAUUAUAAUGCGGACGAUUGGUAUUCGACUGUUGCACGAAACGAGAACAUUCAUCUCGCAAUGGGCCCAAAUUGCUCAAUCGGCUCCAACUCCAGGAUGCCCUCCCCUCUGGUACCCCACCUACACCUCCCUAAUCCUGCGCAUAUAUGACUACAUAACUCGCACCAAACUAAGCACCACACACUUCUCCCUCAUCCUUUCUAACCGUGUCGGCGUGCUCUCAAUGCAGACGAGCACCCUCCUCGGCCUGACGGGCCUCAUCAACAUGCAUAGUAUGCUCGCGAAUGCGUUUCCAGAAGUCAGAGCGGGCGCAAGGGAGCAGGCGGUCAGUGCGGCCGUGGAUAUCGCGAGCAUUUCGGAGGGGUUUGGGCAGGGUGAUUAUGAAUAUUUGGAUGGAACACUUUCUCUCGUGUGGAACGUCGCCCUCGAGGUCCUCGAACAGGAACGAAUCCGCGUGUCAGUCCUCUCCGCUCACCACAACCGUACCGGUAGCCACCAAAACCCAUCCACAUCAUCGAACUCAUGGCUGCCUACUCGUACUAGUAAUACUCUUGUCGGACUGGGACUGGGAGUCCAUGCACCGAACCUCCCCGCGCUGUGUAUGGAGGAGGAGGAGGAGAAGGAGGGGAUGGUGAUGGUAGCUAGAGACGAGGAUGAUUGGUAUGCAUCAGUUGCGAUGCAGUAG
Molecule: messenger RNA, 1248 nt
Organism: Stereum hirsutum FP-91666 SS1
Lineage: Eukaryota; Fungi; Basidiomycota; Agaricomycetes; Russulales; Stereaceae
Exons: 5
Coding region: 1-1248 (415 amino acids)
Source: RefSeq, a predicted model, not a curated record